AUGUUAAGUCUACUAUUAGGACCGUUGGAUAAAAUGAAUACUGCAUCUGAUCCUGCGGCAAAAAGUUAUGAACAAUUGGAUUUCUCAGAACAUAACGUGGACAAUCGCGCAGUUAUUCCGCAAUCGCCACUGCCGCAAGAAGCUGAGAACAUCCAUCAAGAUAUGGCUGAGGUAUGUGAGGACGUGUUCGGUCCACCACAUAUUCCACCCUACGUUACCUCCGACAAAACUGGCCUAAAGUCACUGCAUGCAGUUGAAAAAUUUAGAGACAUCAAAUCUAUCCCAUUAAAGCCUGCAGAUAGCGAAGAACCUUUGGCAAUGAAAGUACCUUCCAGUUUUGAAAAUUCACCCGAAAUCGGCUUUGGAGACUUGCCUUUGGUUUCAGCACCUAAUGUCCCGACUCCUGUGCCUUCGCCAUAG
This is a messenger RNA of Parnassius apollo (apollo), 420 nucleotides long. Lineage: Eukaryota; Metazoa; Arthropoda; Insecta; Lepidoptera; Papilionidae. The record is from the annotation of a GenBank genome assembly.